Molecule: messenger RNA, 1202 nt
Organism: Populus nigra (black poplar)
Lineage: Eukaryota; Viridiplantae; Streptophyta; Magnoliopsida; Malpighiales; Salicaceae
Product: transcription factor DUO1-like
Exons: 3
Coding region: 202-1128 (308 amino acids)
Source: RefSeq, a predicted model, not a curated record
UUGGUGGAGGGUAGUGGCAAUAAUUAACCGCCUUAACUGCCACUUCCCCAAAACAUACAAAAAUAAAGAAAAGAAAAAACAUUUCUUUCUCAUCUUCAAAAACAUCAUAGAAUUGGAAACCCUGAACUUCUCUGUCGCAGAGAACAAGCGGCAGCAACAACAUCAAAAUACAAAGACACGGAAGAAGAAGAAGAGAAGCGAAUGCCUAGUAUCCGGAAAAUGGAAGGAUUUAAGAAGGAAGAAAUAAGAAAAGGGCCAUGGAAAGCAGAAGAAGAUGAUGUGCUGAUUAUGCAUGUUAAAAAAUAUGGUCCUAGAGAUUGGAGCUCUAUUCGGUCCAAAGGCCUUUUACAACGAACUGGCAAAUCUUGUCGUCUUCGUUGGGUUAAUAAGCUUAGACCCAACUUGAAACAUGGGUGCAAGUUUUCAGCAGAGGAAGAGAGGGUGGUGAUAGACUUGCAGGCAGAAUUUGGGAACAAAUGGGCUAGAAUCGCCACGUAUUUGCCUGGAAGGACUGAUAAUGACGUGAAGAAUUUCUGGAGUAGUAGACAGAAGAGGCUGGCUAGGAUUUUGCAGACUUCAGGAACACCUUCCUCUUCUAAUUCCAAGCCACAGAAGAGUAAGAAUGAAUUUCCCGUCUUUCAAGAUGUUCCCACUUCGGAGGCUCCAAUAUUCAGUUCUUCAAUGGAGGAAGAGUCAUUCUCGAAGGCUUGUUCAUCAUCCUACUUGGAUAACCCUGAACAGAUAAGAAUGAUGCCAUUACCGUCUCUGGUUAAGACUGAUUUGCCAAACGGUUAUGCAAAUCUUGGUCAGUAUGAGCCCCUGUCAACGGUUCCCUUCCCUCAGAUCCCACAGCCCCAACCAGGCCUUUUAUUCUCACCAGAAAGCCAUGGGCUCCUGGCUAGGCUGGAUGACCCUUACUUUCUCAAUGUGCUUGGAACCGCAGAUGCUCCUGAACUUGGAGAUGCAGCACAAUUUUCACUUGGGCCUGCAUUGUUUGCUCCAGUAUCAAGUUGUAUGAAUAGUGCAACGGAUGUGACGAAUCAUAUGACCCCAGAUACUCUCUUCGAUGAGUUUCCAUCAGACAUGUUUGAUCAUAUUGAACUGCUUCCAAGUCCUUCAGAGUGGUGAAGGAUUGAUCACAAGGCUGUUUUUAUGUGGGUGUAGAUUUUAUGUGGGUGUAGAAGGAUGACCUCUUGAAUAGU